Messenger RNA from Bradysia coprophila, 2269 nucleotides. RefSeq names its product translation elongation factor EF-1alpha (GTPase) HBS1 (gene HBS1). The record is from RefSeq and is a predicted model, not a curated record. Lineage: Eukaryota; Metazoa; Arthropoda; Insecta; Diptera; Sciaridae. Gene Ontology annotation, molecular function: GTP binding; GTPase activity.
ACAGUCUUGACAGAAAAACACUCAUCUUGAAUAUUUUCUUUUAGUUGAGUUGGACAGUUUAAUAAAAGAUUUGAUCAGCAAAUUUCAACAAAAAUUGUUUCGAAAAGUCAAUUUCCCAACCGGGAGAAGAUGUAACCAUCUUUGUUUGAAUCAAAAUAAUAAUUUGCCAAGGAAAGUGUCAAUAUUUUUGCUGUCAGUUAAUACGAGAGACAGUGCAAGAUGUCGAGACACAGAGAAAUACGGAAAAUAAAUUACACAGAAUAUGGUCUCGACUAUGAUGAAUAUGGCCGUUCGGUGGAAGACGACGCGCCCAUCUCUCCAACCGAUGCCCGACAAUGGCUAUUCGAUCGUGAGCGUGGUCAACAGAGUGUGUCAUCGUUCCUAGCCAAUCAUCGUGACAUCGAAGAAGAGGACGAAGAGCAAUGCGAACCGAACCGGAGAAAUUCGGAAUCAUUCGAGAGGCCACCACUGGCUGAUGACGACCGGGCGAAAUUGGAGUCAGCCAUCGACGAAAUUCGAAAUGUUAUCGGCGAUGCUGCGUCCGAUCGUCAAUUGGUCGCAACGGUUAUGCGUAAUAAUUUCGAUUAUGAAAAAUCGCUGGCUGAAAUUUUGAAUGAGAUGAGCCAGAAGCAAGAGCCACAGGUGAAAGUGAACGAGAAGAAGGAGACGAUCGAAAAAGGUAUUGGAUCUAAGCUUCUGGACAAUUUCAAAAAGCCGGCAGUCAACACACCAAUCAUUAUAUUACCAAUCAGUGAUCGAACGGCAAUUCGUCGAGGAUUUGAACCGAAUUCACCGCAAGUUCAGUCACCAUCAACAUCCGGACGAAAUACGCCCGAAAUAACCGACGAAAUUCGUAGUCGCACUAAGGAGCAAGCGUCACGUGAUGCCAUGGACUUGUUUAAGAAGGAACGUGGCGAUGAGAAGGAUUACAUUCAUAUGGUGGUUAUUGGGCACGUCGACGCUGGAAAGAGUACGUUGAUGGGCCAUACGUUGUUCGAUUUGGGAAUUGUAUCAAAGCGCCUGAUGCACAAGUAUGAACAGGACAGUAAAAAAAUGGGUAAACAAAGUUUCGUGUACGCUUGGGUUUUGGAUGAAACGGGAGAAGAGCGCGAAAGAGGAAUAACAAUGGAUGUGGGCAGCACUAAAUUCGAAACACCAACCAAAGUGGUGACGCUAUUGGACGCUCCGGGACACAAAGAUUUUAUUCCGAAUAUGAUAUCCGGUGCGACCCAAGCUGAUGUGGCUCUUUUGGUUGUCGAUGGAACGAGAGGAGAAUUCGAAACGGGCUUCGAGCAGGGAGGUCAGACCAGAGAACAUGCGAUGUUGGUGAAAUCGCUGGGUAUCAGUCAACUUGGAGUGGUUGUGAAUAAGUUGGACACGGUGAAUUGGUCGAAAGAGCGUUUCGACGAAAUCGUCUCCAAACUCAGCGUCUUCCUUCGCAAAACUGGAUUCAAAGACGACGACAUCACCUAUAUUCCGUGUUCCGGUCUAACUGGAGAAAAUUUAGUAAAUCCACCGUCAGACAGUGAACUCGUAUCGUGGUACAAUGGGCCGACUCUAAUUCAAGUGAUAGACAAAUUUAAAAUGCCCGAACGAUCCAUCGAUAAGCCAUUCCGAAUGUCUGUUAGCGACAUUUACAAGGGUACCAGUUCCGGGUUCUGUGUCUACGGUCGUAUUGAAACGGGAGUGUUGCGUACCAAUGACAAAAUACUCGUCUGUCCAUUGAAAGAGCAAGCGGUUGUUAAAGGAAUCACAAUCGAUGAUAUGGCCCGGACAUCCGUGUUUGCUGGUGAUCAUGUGGCAGUGACGUUAUCUGGCGUCGAUGUCAGUAAUAUGUCCGUUGGAUGCAUUCUGUGCGACAUCAGCAACCCGAUACCAAUGACUCAGCGAAUCCGAGCUCGAAUUAUUGUUCUCAACAUUAAGGUGCCAAUUACCAUUGGAACGCCAGUUCUAUUGCACCAGCAGUCUCUGAUUGAACCGGCUGCCAUUGUCAAAUUGAACGCGCAGCUCAAUAAGACAACUGUUGAAGUCAUUAAAAAGAAUCCGCGCUGUUUGGGUAGUAAUUCUCAUGCGGUGGUCGAAAUUGAAACAACGAGAGCCAUUUGCAUUGAACGGUAUGAUGAUUGUAAGGAAUUGGGGCGAGUGAUGCUUCGAGUUGGUGGUGUUACAAUUGCUGCCGGUGUUGUUAUGAAUAUAUUGAGGUGAAUGUUCGUUGAUCGAUCGAGUUACUACUUGAAAUAAAAUUGACCUCGUCUUUUGCAUUUUGAAA